AUGGCCGGCGUGUGGCUGCUGUGGGUGUUACUUGGCCACGGGCUGGCGGUUGGGUGGUGUUUCCCGGACGACCCACCCAAAACCCACCCCAGACCGCUCGAGGCGCUUUUCCGGCCAGGUCCAAAGCGCCUGCCACCCGGCUCGGAACCGCAUCCCGAAGCUUCCCUACUGACCGGGCCAGUUCAGCAGCCCUUGGCGUUCCAGCAUAGGCGUGUGGAACCGGGUAGACCGUAUCGGUGGCAUGGGGCGGAUCAAAGUCCGGUGCCAGCGUUUCAGCGUGCCCUUCCGGCCAUCGACGUUGGUGGUGUCGUGGCCAGCGAGGACGACCUCACCAGUCACGAGGGACCUGCCCAACCGGACCUGCUCGAGUUUCCCCCACGCUCAGACCCGUCCGAUAUCGACAACGACGUUGGAGGCGACAACCCACUGCUACUGGCCGCCCUCGGUGCCAUCAACCGGCGCCGGGGAGUGGCCACCGGUGAGCCCGAACCCGGCAACCACGCGGUCGAGAGCAUCGAUCUGAUCCGGGAGCGGCUCGAACGCAUCAAGCAAGAGGAGGACAUCGAAAUCAAAUCGAAUCUGCUGAUGAAGCUGUUGACGGAAUUGCCCGAGGGACCGCUGCCGAUUGUCUACAUUGAGGAUGCGGCCGGUGGGGUGGGUGGUCCGUCCCCGGGCAGCCAGGCUCCAACCGGUGAUAGUGACGGCAACGAUAGCGACGGCGAGGACGACGACGCCGACGGUGACGCUGACGCACCGGAGGUGACGCAGCAGCUCACGCCCAACGGUGGAAAACGGUCCGGACGCUACUAUCGGCGUUAUCCGUGGAAGCGCCAGAAUGCACGCAGCCGCACGUACGACGCCGAAGCACGAUAUCUAUGUGUGCCGAGCCGUGACGACGUCUUCAAGCUGCUCGUUGGGCUUCACGAGAACCGGAUCGGGAACCACCAGAAGACGGUGAACUUUUGCAACCGGAAGCGCCCGGCAAAGGCCAUCUUCACAAACAUCCGCUUCCUGGGGUAAGGUGGGACCUGCUACUGUCCCAUUUUUUCCCGCCCGUUGACACGCGUGAUUUCCACGAAACCGCCGGUGAAACAGUUUCCCACUGUCUGCGCCGGGUCCGGGAAAAAAGGUUUUCCCGGUGGAAAGCCGGCGCGAGACGCGAGAUGAAUCCAUCAACUCUGGGGCGCCAAAAUGGAGUCGCCCCAUGCAAGCAAACACUAUUGUAUACAUACCCUAGAAGGUGGUGAAGAAGAAGAAGCAACAACAAAAAAAAACACGUAGAAAAAGCAGCAAAAAAAUCGCCAAAAAAGCAAGAUGAAACGAAUAAAAAAAAUAUUAAAAAUCAUCCUACAACAUACGCAUCCUCGGCAGAAGGCGCAUUCUUAUCGUAUUAAUCCCCAGCUGUCCCUGGUGUCAUUAGAUAAGGCUCAAACCAGCACAUAAACGAUUAUGCAUAAACGUUUUCGGUUAGUUUUUCGCUCUCCCCAACGUCACCCGAACCUGUUGUGUCGCUCGCCCUAAUUCACCCAAGCUGACCGAAGGGCUUACGUGGGCACAAUAGACACGGAACCGGCUGGUGGGUGGGUGAGAGCAGCAACAAAAGAAAAGCAAAAAUUAAAAGGGCUCAAACGGCAAACUAAACGAUCACACCGUACGAUAGGGCUCUGUAUGUAGGUGUAUUGUGUGCGUGUUCGUGUCCGAUCAGCAGGACUAGAGCAGGUCCUUCCACUGGCAGCAUUUUCUCCUUCUACUAGCGGUGGUUUUUGGAAGGUAAGCUCCCCGGCUCGGGGUUGUGCAUUAUGGUGUAAAGAAGUAACAAAGUAAAGGAGUAACACAAGCAAAAAAAAUAUAUAUAUACAUAUAUAUACACAUAAAUACACAUGAACGCCUUUCCCCCAAAAU
This is a messenger RNA of Anopheles nili, 1902 nucleotides long. RefSeq lists its product as uncharacterized. The record is from RefSeq and is a predicted model, not a curated record. Lineage: Eukaryota; Metazoa; Arthropoda; Insecta; Diptera; Culicidae. The transcript is spliced from 3 exons. Bases 1 to 1020 code for a protein of 339 amino acids.